Molecule: messenger RNA, 2175 nt
Organism: Mucor velutinosus
Lineage: Eukaryota; Fungi; Mucoromycota; Mucoromycetes; Mucorales; Mucoraceae
Product: Potassium/sodium efflux P-type ATPase
Exons: 6
Coding region: 1-2175 (724 amino acids)
Source: RefSeq, a predicted model, not a curated record
AUGUCAGCAUUUAGCUUUAUAAACGAACCUCUACUGAAAAGCAACCGAACAUCAAACAAGAAUGCGUUAGAGAACGACAGAAAAAUAAAGCAAGAAAGAACAGGUUAUCAACAACCUGGACAAGCAUCAAACUCAUUAUUCAUCUACAGAGAUACCAAAGAUGAUCCAUUCGAUGAUCAUAACAGCCGCAAUAGCUCAACCUCGUCAUUAAACAAAGACAGUGAUUCAUGCAGCAGAAACUUCAAAUCAUUAUUCCCAUUCAUUGACCAGGACAGCAACGCCAAGCCUACUUCGUAUGUUGCGAAGCACCAACCACUGAAAUUCUCAUCCUCCUUCAUCAUGGAAGACUUUAUGGAUAGUGAUGAAGAUCGAGUGAGCAGUAAAUCUGACAAAAAUACGAAGAAAGAAAAUACCAGCAACUACUCUGCUCUUAUGGAGAAGUACCCUUCUACGUUUGUCGACAAGAAGCGAAAUGGAUCUCGGAAAGGAAAAGGAAAGUUGACUCAAAGCAUGUUGGACGAUUCCGUUUCGUCAGACCGAAUAGAGGGACGAGCGCCUUUAAUCAAAUCUGCAUUUGAUUUUAUAAACCAAGAUGCAAUUAAUACUACAUCGCCAUCAUUGUUGGAAGAGGAGGAGGUGCAUGUCACGUCGAAAUCAAUCAUCAAGCCAGAUAAAGAGACAAUUCUUUUGCAAGCUUCAACUCGUUGGCAGAAGAUACAAAAGAAAAAAUCAUUGCAGAUGCAGCGAAUAAGAAAGCAUUAUGAAGAUCAAAUCAAAUACCAAAAAAUGGCGCAUGAGAUGAAAGACGCAAUCCGCAAUAAUGAUCAUAAAAAGCAACAGGCAGUAGAUUCAGAGAACUAUGAGGUAGCGCACAAGUAUGCGAUUCAAGGCGAAAAGAUGGAGAGAGACUAUACGGAUUUUGUAUCUCGAAAUUUCCAAGAUCAAAUUCGAAAAGAAUGGGAGCAGUUGAUUCAUAUUCUUCAACAAGAAUCACAAGAUGCGGAAAACAUGGCGAAAUGCUGCCAAGAAGUAAAAGAUGAGCGUCGACGUCGUUUUGAGACAUUUGCAGCGGAUAAAGAGCGUUUACACAGAGAAACAGUAAAACAAAUGGAGCAACAAAGAGCGGCUAUCGAGAGUGAAAAAUCAGAAAUCGCUUUUGAUUUGGACAUGUGGAGCCAAAAUCACACUGAUCUAGAUGAACGCAUGGAGGAAGCUGUGCAAGCAGAGGUCAAAAGAAAAAAAUCAUUGGAGGCUACAUCUACAACUAUUCAGCUUAGUAUCGAUGAAUUGAGACAGAGAGUAAAGCAAUUAGAGUCUGAACAACUGGCAGUGACUAAGGAACUGCAAGACGUGGAAGCUGUCAUCAAGGACAAAUUGGAAGUGUUCAGAGAGGAAGUUGAGGAGGAUAGUACUGAGAAAAAGGCAAUCGACGCACGUCAGAAAGAAAUUCAACAUAAACUGAUCUCACUGGGUGAGAAAGAUGCCAAAAUCGAAAGAGACAUGGAGGAUCAAAAGGCAACUCAACAGUUGAACGAUCAAGAGCUCGAUCAUUUGCUUACACAGAUGGGACAGGCAAACGAAAGAGCGCAAUCCAGCAAAACAGAGCAAAGCAUUCUUCAGAAUUUGUUAAAUUCCGUAAUUGAGAAACGAGAUCAGACGGUCGCACAACAUAAUGCUUUGAUUAGAAGAUCUCGGGAAUCCAUUGCCCGUAAAAGUAGAGAGAUUAAGUUAAUUCAAGCUGAACUUUAUCAGUACAAACAAGCAUGCAUAGAUUUGGAAGAAAAUAUUACUAAAAUCACUAUCAAAUUGAAAAAUUUCGAAAAACUCAAAAGGCUGGCCAUUGAAAAUGGUCAAUUCGAAAAGGCAGGAGCAUUAUCUUUAAAAAUCAAAGCAGCACAGUCGUAUUUGGUGAAAUUGGAGGAGAGCAGAGACAAUCAAGAUGGUGUUUUGUUUGUGAAUGAUCGGCUGGCUGAAGCAAAAAGAGAAUUAAAUAUGAUGGAACAAGAGCUGACUAUAUUGAAAAAUGAACAGACAAAAGAACUAGGGUUGGUUCUAGAGCAACUCGAACAACAGUUGAAUGAAACGCUUCGAGAUGAAUCGUUGAAAAAAUACAAUGCACUUGUUACCUUUGCAAAAUGUGAACUGCAAUCAAUUAAUACGCAAUUAUCCGACUAG